AUGCUUCAGAGAACAUCAGAAGACUUUUUUCCAAAGAUGGAAAGUUCAGCUGAAGAGAUGGAUACCUCUGAUAGCCAGUGGGGCUGGUUUUAUUUGGCCGAGUGUGGUAAAUGGCAUAUGUUUCAGACUGAUUCAAACAGUCAUUGCUCUGUUAGCAGCGAAGAUAUUGAAAGGAGCUUCCGAGCAAACCCACAUGGUUCUGUUUCUUUUACUACUGCAAAAUUUAACUACACGCUAGACUUUUCAGCAAUGAAACAAACCAACCUAACCACCCUUAAGCAACGUCCAAUAAAGCGAGCUCCCUUUUCUGUCAGUGCUUUCAGUUUCAUCUGUGAAAAUGAGGCUAUCCCUAUGCCUUCACACUGGGAGAAUGUAAAUACUGAGGAGCCAUAUCAGCUUAUUCCCUUGCAAAAGAAAACAAAUGAAUAUAAUGAAGUUUCUAGUCUCUUUGGAAAAACAAUGGAUAGCCACCGAAUUAAAAGAAUUAAGAGAAUACAAAAUCUAGACUUGUGGGAGUUUUUUUGCAGGAAAAAAGCUCAGCUAAAGAAGAAAAGAGGUGUCCCAACUAUUAACGAGCAGAUGUUAUUUCAUGGCACCAGUAAUGAAUUUGUAGAAGCAAUAUGCAUUCAUAACUUUGACUGGAGAAUAAAUGGGAUGCAUGCUGCUGUAUAUGGAAAAGGGACCUAUUUCGCAAGAGAUGCAUCGUAUUCCAGUCGUUUCUGCAAAGAGGACAUGAAGCACGGAGAUACUUUUCAGAUUCAUGGUGUGAAUCUGCAGCCUCAUCUGCAUAGACCAGAUAAAGUCAUGUUCCUAGCUCGUGUAUUAACUGGUGACUAUAUCAAUGGUGAUUCAAAAUACAUGAGGCCUCCUUCAAAAGAUGGAAGUUUUGUGAACUUGUAUGACAGCUGUGUGGAUAAUACCUGGAACCCAAAGAUCUUUGUUAUCUUUGAUGCCAACCAGAUCUACCCCGAGUACUUAAUAGAAUUUUGUUAAGUCUAAAAGGAACUGAACUGAAUAUUGUUUGUGUCUUUUUUGAUACUUUUGUUCCCUUUGUAAAGACAACAACACAAAAACAUGAAGCGUGAAAGGAGAGAGGUGAAAGAAAAGCUAGC
Molecule: messenger RNA, 1112 nt
Organism: Opisthocomus hoazin
Lineage: Eukaryota; Metazoa; Chordata; Aves; Opisthocomiformes; Opisthocomidae
Source: RefSeq, a predicted model, not a curated record